This is a messenger RNA of Debaryomyces tyrocola, 693 nucleotides long. The record is from the annotation of a GenBank genome assembly. NCBI's taxonomy places the organism in Eukaryota, Fungi, Ascomycota, Pichiomycetes, Serinales, Debaryomycetaceae.
AUGAAACUUACAACCACAAUUUGCUGCUCCUAUUUGAUUGCGCUUGCAGUUGCAGCGCCCAUUGAAGCCACCAGAUCGUCGGAAGUCGUUGCUCCAAGAAAUCUUGCCAGUAUUGAAAAAGUUCUAGAACUGAAAGCUGCUGCUCUUAGGGCAGCUGCUAUACAGUCAGCCAAAAAUGCUGUUUCAAAUGGGGUGAGUUCUGCUAAAAGUGCUGCCGGAAAUGCAGCUAGCUCAGUUGAACUGGCUGGGCAACUGAAAUUUUCAUCUAUUGUCGCCGCUGCCCAACUGGAGGCUGCUUCGCUUAAGGCUGCUGCACAACAAACUUUUGCAACAGCCGAACAAGAUGGUGAUGAUGACAUUGCUUGUACUCAAGAAGAUUUGCAACUGAAGGCUGAAGAACUUGAAAGUGCUGUUCAACAAGCUAUUGCUUCAGCUAAAGGUGCCACGGCUCUGGAAAUUGCCUCAAUCGAAGAGUCCUUGCAACUGAAGGCAGUAUCCCUCAAAGAAUCAGCUCAGCUAGCAGUCUCAUCUGCUGAAACUGCAGGUAAGCUGAAAGUCAUCUCUGCUGAAAAGGCCAUUAUUCUGCGGGUCGCAGCAGUUGAAGACAGCUUUUAUGAAAAAACUGGUACUACUAAGGGUUCUUUUGAACUGAAAGCUUCUUCUUUAAAAAAUGAAAUUGAGUCUUGGUUCUAA